Messenger RNA from Nerophis lumbriciformis (worm pipefish), 3309 nucleotides. Lineage: Eukaryota; Metazoa; Chordata; Actinopteri; Syngnathiformes; Syngnathidae. The record is from RefSeq and is a predicted model, not a curated record.
AUGUCGGCGAAGGCCAUCUCAGAACAGACGGGCAAGGAGUUCCUGUUCAAGUACAUCUGCACCUCGGCAGCUGUUCAGAACCGCUUCCGUUAUGCCAGCGUUACCGCCGAGACCGACUGGUCUCGCCUGACGCAGGAGCACCCUUGGCUGCUAACAGAGAGACUGGUGGUGAAACCGGAUCAGCUUAUCAAGCGACGCGGGAAACUGGGACUGGUGGGCAUCAAUUUGGACCUGUCGGGUGUUCAGGACUGGCUCAAAAGCCGCCUCAUGAGAGAAACCACAGUGGGCAAGGCGAAGGGAGUGCUGAAGAAAUUCCUCAUUGAGCCCUUUGUCCCUCACAAACAGGAAGAGGAGUUUUAUGUGUGCAUUUACGCCACUCGCGAGGGUGACCACGUGCUCUUCCACCACGAGGGUGGCGUGGAGGUGGGCGACGUGGACUCGAAAGCCCAGCGGUUGACGGUCGCCGUGGACGACAAGCUCAGCGAGGAUCAAGUGACUAAGCAGCUGCUCACACAAAUUCCCAAUGAGAAGAAAGACAUUCUAGCCAGCUUUAUUGUGGGGCUCUUCAACCUCUAUGAGGAUCUAUAUUUCACAUACCUGGAGAUCAACCCUUUAGUCGUCACCCAAGAUGGCGUUUACAUCCUGGACAUGGCGGCCAAAAUCGACGCCACAGCCGAUUACAUCUGCAAGGCCAAGUGGGGCGAUGUGGAAUUCCCGCCACCUUUUGGCAGGGAAGCUUAUCCGGAGGAGGCCUACAUAGCUGACCUGGAUGCUAAGAGCGGUGCCAGUCUGAAGUUGACGUUAUUGAAUCCUCGUGGCAGGAUUUGGACAAUGGUGGCAGGUGGAGGUGCUUCUGUUGUAUACAGUGACACAAUUUGCGACCUGGGCGGAGUCGAUGAGCUAGCAAACUAUGGCGAGUACUCUGGCGCGCCCAGCGAGCAGCAAACGUACGACUACGCCAAAACUAUCCUCUCACUCAUGACCCGCGAAAAGCACCCUGAUGGGAAAGUGCUGAUCAUUGGAGGAAGUAUCGCUAACUUCACUAAUGUAGCAGCCACAUUCAAGGGCAUUGUCCGGGCUAUCAAAGAUUACCAGGGUCCUCUGAAGGAGAACGAGGUUACCAUCUUUGUUCGACGGGGUGGGCCCAACUACCAGGAGGGGCUCAGGGUAAUGGGGGAAGUUGGAAAGACCACUGGUAUUCCAAUCCACGUAUUUGGCACAGAAACCCACAUGACUGCCAUUGUGGGCAUGGCAUUAGGACACAAACCUAUCCCCAACCAGCCACCAAUGGACGCUCACACUGCUAACUUCCUGUUAAAUUCAAGCAACAAUGUGAUGACUCCAGCCACCACCAGGACCGCCUCCUUCUCCGAAGCCAGGCCGUCUAAUGACGUCACUCCUGCCAAAAAGUCCAAAGCGGGUUCACCGGCAGGUAUUUUACCACACGUCUUCUCCCAUCAAGGUAAAUCCACCACACUGUUCAGCAAGCGGACCAAGGCCGUGGUAUGGGGCAUGCAGACGCGAGCCGUGCAAGGGAUGCUGGACUUCGACUACGUGUGCUCCCGGGAUGAACCCUCCGUGGCCGCAAUGGUUUACCCCUUUACUGGGGAUCACAAGCAGAAGUUCUACUGGGGACACAAGGAGAUUCUGGUGCCGGUCUACAAAAGCAUGGCCGACGCUAUGAAGAAACACCCCGAGGUGGAUGUACUAAUAAGUUUUGCGUCACUCCGCUCCGCCUUCGACAGCACGGUGGAAACCAUGCAGCACCCGCAGAUUCACACCAUCGCCAUCAUCGCAGAGGGCAUCCCCGAAGCUCUGACCAGGAAACUCAUUAAAAUGGCAGAUGAGAAAGGCGUCACCAUCAUUGGGCCUGCUACGGUUGGUGGAAUCAAGCCGGGCUGUUUCAAGAUUGGCAACACGGGUGGCAUGCUUGACAACAUCCUAGCAUCCAAGCUGUAUCGCCCCGGUAGCGUGGCGUACGUUUCGCGUUCAGGGGGCAUGUCCAACGAGCUCAACAACAUCAUCUCUCGCACAACCGACGGUGUCUUUGAGGGAGUGGCCAUCGGCGGAGACAGAUACCCUGGCUCAACCUUUAUGGACCACGUCCUUCGCUACCAGGACACUCCAGGCGUUAAGAUGAUUGUGGUACUGGGAGAGAUUGGCGGAACAGACGAGUACAACAUUUGUCAAGGGAUUAAGGAGGGCAGGAUUACCAAACCGGUCGUGUGUUGGUGUAUCGGAACGUGCGCUACCAUGUUUGCAUCAGAGGUCCAGUUUGGCCAUGCUGGGGCGUGUGCUAAUCAAGCAUCGGAAACUGCGGUGGCCAAGAACCAAGCCUUAAGAGACGCUGGAGCGUACGUACCCAAGAGCUUUGACGAGCUGGGUGAUGUUAUCAGGACAGUUUACGAUGAACUAGUGGCAAGUGGGACCAUUGUUCCUGCUCAAGAGGUGCCACCCCCAACGGUACCAAUGGACUACUCAUGGGCCAGGGAAUUGGGCCUUAUCCGUAAACCCGCCUCCUUUAUGACCAGCAUUUGUGACGAGCGAGGUCAGGAGCUCAUCUAUGCUGGCAUGCCCAUCACUGAGGUCUUCAAAGAGGAGAUGGGCUUAGGAGGAGUGCUUGGACUUCUUUGGUUCCAACGCAGGUUGCCUCGCUACGCCUGCCAGUUUAUCGAGAUGUGCCUGAUGGUGACGGCCGACCACGGGCCCGCCGUCUCUGGCGCGCACAACACCAUCGUCUGCGCUCGAGCCGGCAAAGACCUCAUUUCAAGCCUGACAUCCGGCCUUCUCACCAUCGGUGACCGUUUUGGCGGCGCCCUCGACGCAGCUGCCAAACAGUUCAGUAAAGCCUUUGACAGCGGUAUGCUGCCCAUGGAGUUUGUCAACAAGAUGAAGAAGGACGGAAAGCUCAUUAUGGGAAUUGGACACCGUGUCAAAUCGAUCAACAACCCAGACAUGAGAGUCCAAAUUUUGAAGGACUUUGUGAAGCAACAUUUCCCUUCCACUCAGCUACUUGACUACGCUUUAGAUGUGGAGAAGAUCACCACCUCCAAGAAACCUAAUCUGAUCCUCAACGUGGACGGUUUUAUCGGCGUCGCCUUCGUAGACCUGCUCAGGACGUGUGGCGGCUUCACGCGCGACGAGGCUGAUGAGUUUGUGGAGAUCGGCGCACUAAAUGGCAUCUUUGUCCUUGGACGGAGUAUGGGCUUCAUCGGCCACUACUUGGACCAGAAAAGGCUCAAGCAGGGCUUGUACCGGCACCCCUGGGACGACAUCUCCUACGUGCUUCCCGAACACAUGUCCAUGUAA